UCAAGCAGAAAAGAGAGGAAUAAAAUAGGAGGGGUUGGGGAAAAGCAGGGGAAAGAAGGCGAGUGGAGCAGUAGGGUAGAGGAUCUUCUAUCUGACCAAAUCUGAUAAAGAAAAUGCAUCCCAACUUUGCCGGCACCUGGAAAAUGAAGAGCAGUGAGAAUUUUGAUGAACUUCUCAAAGCCCUGGGCGUGAACGCCAUGCUGCGGAAGGUGGCUGGGGCCGCUGCUGCCAAGCCCCAUGUGGAGAUCCGCCAGGACGGGGAGCAGUUUUACAUCAAAACCUCCACCUCUGUACGCACCACAGAGAUCAACUUCCACAUUGGCCAGGAGUUCGAUGAGGAGACUGUGGACGGCAGGAAGUGUAAGAGUUUGGCCAUAUGGGAGACAGAAAAUAAGAUCCACUGUGAGCAGACGCUAUUGAACGGUGACGGCCCCAAAACAUACUGGUCGAGGGAGCUACAGGGGGAUGAACUUAUACUGAAAUUCGGAGCUGAUGAUGUGGUGUGCACACGAAUCUAUGUGCGAGAAUGACACUCAUUAAUUUGGACACGCUGACAUCAUCAUCCAGUCGUGAUGCACCAUGGCAAUCAUGAAGUCCCAAGAGCCCAAACUUACCGAAACCCCAGGGUCACUCAACAGCCAUGUAUUUCAGACAUCAACUUCAGCCUUUAUCAACUGGUCAUUUGUGCACGUCCAUUUCUGUGGCUUUGUGCUUACCAGAUAUCUAGACAUGUAUUCUUCAUUCAUUGUUCUACUUUCUACUGCACUGAAACAAUCAGGAAUAAAAAUCAAACAAAUAA
Messenger RNA from Trichomycterus rosablanca, 799 nucleotides. It is a transcript of the gene crabp1a, whose product is annotated as cellular retinoic acid binding protein 1a. Lineage: Eukaryota; Metazoa; Chordata; Actinopteri; Siluriformes; Trichomycteridae. The coding region runs from base 114 to 530 and encodes 138 amino acids. Gene Ontology annotation, cellular component: nucleus; cytosol. Gene Ontology annotation, biological process: fatty acid transport. The transcript has 4 exons. The record is from RefSeq and is a predicted model, not a curated record. Gene Ontology annotation, molecular function: fatty acid binding; retinoic acid binding.